AGAAUCGAGUGUAAUUCCUAUCUGUCCUCAGAACCAAAGUAAAGAAUAACAGAAAUCAGUACCAUUUUGCCCUAUAAAAUUAGCACAAAAGCUAAAGUUUUCAGUCCAUGUAUUGGAGACUGGAAACACCCUCUCUCUCCCAAACCUCUCUUUCUCUCUCCCAAACCUUCUUUUAUUUUUCCAAGUUUUAAAAUUGGGCAUGAUUUGAUCACUACCCAGUAUUUAUUUCUCCGCACCCACAUGGGUAAAACUCUAAAAGAACCAGCCCAUUCGCCUGUUUUUUAAUCAGCUCGUGCCUGGGAACUCAAGGUGUCAGAAGAUAAAACCAAGGUUUUAGAAGCUAUCUCUGUGUGUGUGUGAGAGAGAGAGAGGGAGAGAGAGAAAGAGAUAGAAAGAAAAAUAGAAGGAAGGUGUUUGUUAUUUUGAGGCUUUGAAGCUUUGGAAAUGGUGAGAGAGUGAAUUGGGUUUCUUAGAAUGGUUGUUUUGUGUUGGAUGGAUUUGGUGGGAGAUAUGGCUCCAUGGACAAAGACUAGGAAUAAAUGGUAUUAUUUUGAUCACAGAAGAAGACAACACCAAUGUACACAGCCACAAACAGGUUUAGCAGAAGAAACAACACAAACAAUUUCCUCAAACAUGGCUUCUAGCUACUGCAAGAUCUUCCCAAUCAUUCCCAUUUUUGUAUCUUUUCUUCUUGUUGCUUCCUCCGUCUGUCCAGUCCAUUCCUCCGAAACCGACCGCCCAGCCAAUCAAACAUUCCGGCCUGGGGAGGAGUUAGAGAAGUUGAAGAUAAUAAGAGACCAUCUCCUGAAGAUCAAUAAGCCUGCCGUCAAGACAAUUCAGAGUCCUGAUGGUGAUCUGAUUGAUUGUGUUCUAUCUCAUCUGCAACCAGCUUUUGAUCAUCCACAAUUAGAAGGACAGAAACCAUUGGAUCCACCGGAGAGACCGAAAGGCCAUAACCCAACAGGUGCAGUAUCAGAAGAUUUUCAGCUAUGGAGUUUUUCUGGUGAGUCGUGUCCAGAAGGGACAAUUCCAAUCCGAAGAACAACUGAAGAAGAUGUUUUAAGAGCGAGCUCUAUUGGAAGAUUUGGAAGAAAAGUAAGGCGACAUGUUAGAAGAGACUCCUCCAGCAAUGGCCAUGAGCAUGCAGUUGGGUAUGUGACUGGAGAUCAGUACUAUGGAGCAAAGGCCAGCAUAAAUGUGUGGGCACCCCGGGUGGCUAAUCAAUAUGAAUUCAGCUUAUCACAAAUGUGGGUCAUCUCCGGUUCAUUCGGCGAUGAUCUCAACACCAUUGAAGCUGGCUGGCAGGUUAGUCCAGAACUCUAUGGGGACAACUAUCCUAGGUUCUUUACUUACUGGACUACUGAUGCAUAUCAAGCCACUGGAUGCUACAAUCUGCUAUGCUCAGGCUUUGUUCAGACCAACAAUAGGAUUGCAAUUGGGGCUGCCAUCUCUCCAACCUCGUCAUACAAAGGUGGACAAUUCGAUAUCAGCCUACUGGUCUGGAAGGAUCCGAAGCAUGGGAAUUGGUGGCUGGAAUUCGGGUCGGGCGUGCUGGUGGGUUACUGGCCGUCGUUCUUGUUCACACACCUGAGAAAUCAUGCGAGCAUGGUGCAAUACGGAGGAGAAGUAGUGAAUACAAGGCCAUCAGGCUUCCACACAUCAACGCAAAUGGGAAGUGGGCAUUUCGCCGGAGAGGGUUUCGGAAAAGCCUCUUAUUUCCGGAACUUGCAGGUCGUGGAUUGGGAUAAUAGCUUGAUCCCAUUAUCUAAUCUCCGAGUCUUGGCCGACCAUCCGAAUUGCUACGACAUCCAAGGAGGGAUUAACAAUGUGUGGGGGAAUUAUUUUUACUACGGAGGUCCCGGAAGAAACGUGAGAUGUCCCUAAAGGGAUCAAGGAUCAAGAAUCAAGAAUCAAGAUUCAAACCAAGGUACAUGGGCGGAAAGCUUUCUUUUUGUAAGUUUUUUUUUUUCUUGGGGUGAUUUGGGUUUCCUCUCGAGAUCGAUUCUUCGAGCUUGGGCUAUUCUUAUAUUUAUUUUUGUUUCUUAAUCAAUUUUUUUUUUCCUUUUUAAAAUCUAACAGGUGAUCCAUUAAUUAUACCACCUUUAGGGAGUUGUGUAAAUUUGGGACAAAAAAAAAGAAAAAAAAGAAAUAGUGAAUAUAGUAUGGUUUGUGAUUUUGAA
Molecule: messenger RNA, 2180 nt
Organism: Vitis riparia (riverbank grape)
Lineage: Eukaryota; Viridiplantae; Streptophyta; Magnoliopsida; Vitales; Vitaceae
Exons: 7
Coding region: 475-1884 (469 amino acids)
Source: RefSeq, a predicted model, not a curated record